AACGCUCCGCUUGUUGCCAACUUCAAGUCACUGUCAGUCAUUUUUUCGGUGCGAUUUGAUGGUUGUUGGUUUGCGGCUGAAAUUAUCGUUAAAAAUCUUCGUCAUCGGUAGUUAAUUUACAAAGUGACAUUAUGAGUUCUGGUAUGCCCGAAUUGGGCUCCAAGAUAAGCCUAAUAUCGAAAGCUGAUAUCCGUUAUGAAGGCCGACUCUUCACCGUCGAUCCUCAGGAAUGUACCAUCGCUUUGGCUAGCGUGAGAUCAUUUGGCACUGAGGACCGUGAGACUCAGUAUCCAGUGGCACCUCAGAGCCAAGUGUACGAUUACAUCUUAUUCAGAGGCUCUGACAUCAAGGAUAUUCAAAUUCUCAAGAAUGUACCUUCUUUGCCAAAUGACCCGGCAAUCGUGCAGAUGUCAGUCCCGCCCUCGCUCGGCAGUGGGGGACAGGGGCAGUAUGCGGGGCAAUACAAUCAUCCAGUGGUGGGGCAAACUCAAUACCCCCAGUAUCACCCCAUGGCUGGCUUUCCCGGAAGUGUGCACCCUCAACUCAACAAGACGAGUGAGUUAUCCCCACAAACAUCAGUGGACCUGACCCAUCAGCCCCAACCUGUGACAGCACCGAUUGGAUCUGGAGUGGUACACCACACCAACCAAGUGAAAGACCAAGGUUCAAUGCUGGACUUGAUUGGAGGAGGCUCUCAGCAGAGCACAUCUCGUUCUGGCACUCCGGCUGCCGUGGGCCACAGGAAGAGCCCUACUGCUGACCAAGGCACUCAGGCUGGAUCUGGUGCAAGUGGUUCGGGCCAACGCGACAGCCGUCGCACCAGUACCGGCAGCGGCAAUAAGGCGCCGGGCACUCAAGCCCGCGCGCGGCCGACGUCCCGCAACCGUCAACGCGCGACCAGCGGCUCCAUGCCGGCCCAGCCGCAUCAGAACCAAAACCAGAACCAACACCCUCAUCAGAAUCAACACCAGAACCAGCACCCUCACCAGAAUCAACACCCCCACCAGAACCAACACCCCCACCAGAAUCAACACCCCCAGAACCAGCAUCAACAGCAGAAUCAGCAUCCUCACCAGAAUCAACACCCGCAUCAUAAUCACCAGCCCGGUGAGCGUGUAGAAAUGCAAAACUACAAUCGCGGAGGCUGGAGGGGACGCUCGCGCGGGCGCGGGCGCGGCUUCGUGCCUCGCAGCAAGAACACUCUGAAGUUUGAGAAUGACUAUGACUUCGAGCAGGCCAAUACUGAGUUUGAGGAGCUGCGCACCCAACUCGCCAAGGCCAAGAUAUCCGACGGCGAAGUUGCUAAACCUGAGGAUGCGACAACUGAAAAUUUCCCGGGUGAAGUGGACAAGAAGGAUGACUCUGGCAACGAGACGGGCGCAGGUGAAGCGGAACUAGAGGAUGACGGCUUCAUGGGAUAUGACAAGAAGAAGAGCUUCUUUGACAACAUCUCUUGCGAGGCUGUGGAGAGGUCAAAGGGCCGCAGCCAGCGGACGGAUUGGCGGACGGAGCGCAAGCUGAACUCGGAGACGUUCGGCGUGGCGUCGGCGCGGCGCGGCGCGUGGCGUCCGCGCGCCACGUGGCGCCACCCGCCCGCGCACCACAACCCGCACAUGAUGCCGCACCACCCUAUGUCUUACUUCCCCAGCUGGCGGCCGAUGCGCGCGCGCGGGCGCGGCGCCGCCAACAACAACAACAUGCGCCGCAACAACGCCGCCGCGCCGCAGCCGCAGCCGCAGCCCGCCUCAGCCGCAGUAGGAGAUAAGUGACAAGAGAAGAAAAGUGAAUCUUAAUUUAUUAUUGCAAAGACUAAUCACAAAUGGAUAAGUGUAUGCCAGUGAUAAAAAGUUUGUAAUUAUUAAUUGUUUAAAUCUGUAACGUGGGAAGAAUUAACUUGGAAAGGAAUUCAGUGAAGGACAUUGCUUUGGUGUGAUAGUGUUUGUAUCCAAUAUAUGGAAGGUGAUAGAUGGAAAUUCCCCGCUGAACCGGAUGUGUUUUCUUCGUCCAGAAGAUAAGUGUACAGUAGGUGGGCUUUGACAACCUCUCGACGAUAUCACGUAUACAUGUACAACGCUACAAUAGAUCUAAUAUAAUAAUUGUUGACACUUUUACAGGGGGGAGGACCUUGCCUAGCAGUGCAAGUAUUUUGGAGACUAAAUUUCUUUGUUUUCUAUGAUAUCCAUUAGCUUAUAAGUUCUGCAUCUAUUAAUCAUCCUCAAUAGCUCAACGGUUAAGGAGUGGACUGAAUUCCUUAAGAUCGGUGGUUCAACCCCCAUCUGUUGCACUAGUGUAUUAUGGUACCUACUCCUAGCACAAGCUAAACGCUUAAUAUGAGGCCAAAGGGGGAUAACAAAUUGUAAUAUGAAUUACAUAUAACCAAUUCUUAUAGGAAUGUCUAUUUUUAUAAACAUUCAUGACUUGAAUUGGCUGCAUAUAUUUCCACAAAUCUAGUGUGUGCGUACAUUUUAAAAAUAAAAUUACUAAGUUUAAGAUUGACAAACACACUCGAUUUUGCUAGCAAAGUUGAUGGCAUUUGUUCAGUAAUAUGAAAGAAAGUUGACAUUAUUAAAUUAGAUCUAUUUUAGGCUAAAUUCUGUGAUAAGGGUUGUCGAAAGUUGGUCAUAUAAUUGUUGCCUUUUAUUAAAAACGAUUAGGAAGCCCCUGCGGUUGUAUUAAAAAAUCUUUAUUUAUAUGAAAUUUCAUUACAUCCCUACGAAUCUUAUAUUUUCCUAGCUUCCUCACGCCUACUAUGUGCAUUUGUGCCUAUUAAGAUAAAUUAACAAGAAUUAGAUUUUUAAAACAUUUUUCUUUUGUUUUGUUUCCAAUGUGUCAUUGUGCUUGCUAUUAUUGUGGUUCUCCAUUUCAUGAUGAUUCAUAAAUCGUUGGUAAUCGACGCACUUUUAGGGUUGACUGAUGAUGGGCAGAGCCGAUUUUCUCACGUUCCAUCUUAUUGAAACGGCGAGAAUUAUUAUUUGUCAUAGUUGCUCCGUAUUUUGCACGACCGAUUUUAAGUGGGCCCGUGCGUUUAGAAAAAUAUGGUUAAAUACUAUUAUUUUCAUUGUCUCGAGUGGAUUAUGGAAUCUGUUGUUUGAGGUAGGCCUUAUAUAAUGGCAAGCAAUGACACAAGGGACGGUGUAGCAGCAGUCCUACUAAAUAGAGAAUAAAGAGCUUAUGGGAAUACUAUUGAGCGAGUUGGUUUAUUUCUGCCAGGGGGGGUAUCCGUUCCACAUCGAAUUUAAAUGCUCUUACACACUACAGAUUUUUUAUCGCACGAUGGGUUUCUUAAUUUAAGUUACGCGUUUAAACUAAAAAAACGACUGCCAAUGACAUUUUUAUCAUAUAAAUCAAGCAUACUUGCUUAUAAAACAAUUUUUCUACAUAAGUCAUAGUAUUACAAAAUUAAAAAUAUAUUGAAUCAAAAUAUAUUUACAGCUAUGACAUUACAAUAUAGCGAAAAUUCAGUCCUAUUUUCUGUUUGAACGCGUUAUAAUUUAGUCUUAGGGAAGUGCGCAAAUGCAAUAAAUUUUAAUCUAGUAAUAGAAAAGAUAAUAUCCUGAAUUUAUUAAUUUUAUUUUAUUAAUUGGAGAAAUAUUAAGUCUGUAGUGUGCGGGCGCUGCAUAUUUGUGAAACUGCUCAACGUGUUUCAGCUCUAAAUUAUACAAAAAUUGUCUUAUUGUGAUUUUAUUGACUGUCAUUGUUUGUUGUUAGUUGUAGACGAAUGAAAUGUUACAGUAGGACUGCUGGUGUGGAUCCUCUGGCGGCCGGAGCGUUCAGAUUGUAGAAUGAAGAUUUGUUGAUAUUUGUAUAGGAUAGAGGCUGCUAUGGGGAUUUUGGCUAGGGGUGGUAAUUGCGCAACCCAAUCGCGAUUACAAUCGCCUAUAGAACUCAAAGACCUUUUCAUUUACAAAAUGGUCCAUUAAAAGAAAAUUUGCUAAGGAAAGAUUCGUUUUUAAACAAAAAGCCGACGGAAGCGAGGAUUCUUACGCAUCUACAUAAAAACUGACCGAAAGACUACUAAGCCGAAACUUAAGCAGAUGGGUCCAGGGAUUUAGACACAACGCCAAUAUAAUCAAUGUUGUGGCGUUUAGCUAUAGUGAAAGAUUACUAGCGCAAAAUACCAAAUAAGUAUAACGCAAAUUCAAAAUUCGGAAAUUGAAAUGUUGUUCUUAAAUAUUAAUUGCAAGGUUCUCUUGUAUUUUAAGAGUCUGUAUCCUUACAAGUUAAAAGCCACUUAUUAUAUAUAUUUUUAAUAGUUUAGUUUUGUAAUUUUUUGUUAAAAAUAUUACUAUCAUAGAGAUUCGCUAUUCGCGAAUAUUAUUAUUUUUUGUGUGAGGCCCUGCCUCCUGAUGGUGAUAUUGCAUUAUGCUUUGGCAUUCUUCGUACCGUUUGUUUGAUUUUGCGUUGUGCGUCUAAACUGGUCUAGAAACGUGAAAUUUUGCAUAAGAGUUCCUUAUAUAACAUAGAAUCACGAAGAAAAGGUUUUCGAAAAUUGUAUCGCCACCCAUCCCAUCAAAAGGGGUUUGAAUAUUUUAGUAUGGAGUCUGGCCUACCUACAUUCCCGCCAUUUUCUUUUUUUUAAAUUCAAAAUAUCGGCCACACAGGACAACCGCAUUAAUCUUGGAAAAAAGAAAUAUGGCGGACUAUUAGGAAGGCCAAAGUCUACAAAGCCCUUUAAAAUUUCCCUUCGAUUCGCUGCUAAUGUUAAUCGACCCUAAGGAGGUUAAGUAUAUGAUGGGGAUUAACGAUUAAAACCCCCCUUGUAAAAGUUCAUUUAAAUAAAAAUCUUUCUAUUUUUUAUUUCUAUGAUAAAUUCAAUUUCAUUCAUCAUUUGUAUAUAAAAUCAUGUAUUCUGUCUUGCUCACUCGUGGAUAACAAUACGCCUAGACUGUAGUGCGUUUCACUUAACUUCUGUUAAGAAACUUCGCUUCAAAAAUUGAUUUGGAAGCCAGGGUUACUGUUUCGGGUUGCGCGAUUACUCCCGCAUUGAUCUGCAGCGAUGUGGGUGGUUGAUCAAUGAUCACACAAAUUGUAGUGUAUUUGUUGAAAAGGGACUCGAUAUCUCAUAGAGUUAACUGUGGACAUUGUAAUGUACAUUUUAAUUCGAAUCACUAAACGUCCCGUGUUUAGAAAUAAUGUGUGGAUAUUUAAAGUAAACUUUUGACAAAUACGAUAAUAUAUUUGUAAAAUCUGUGAACUCAAAAAACAGUACCUGGCAAUUGUAUUAAAUCUAAAAUAUACGUUUACUACGAAUCUUCCA
Molecule: messenger RNA, 5257 nt
Organism: Maniola jurtina (meadow brown)
Lineage: Eukaryota; Metazoa; Arthropoda; Insecta; Lepidoptera; Nymphalidae
Product: protein LSM14 homolog B-like
Exons: 9
Coding region: 132-1769 (545 amino acids)
Biological process (GO): P-body assembly; cytoplasmic stress granule assembly
Cellular component (GO): P-body
Molecular function (GO): mRNA binding
Source: RefSeq, a predicted model, not a curated record